Vombatus ursinus (common wombat) is the source of this 3290-nucleotide messenger RNA. RefSeq names its product zinc finger CCCH-type containing 12A (gene ZC3H12A). The record is from RefSeq and is a predicted model, not a curated record. Gene Ontology annotation, molecular function: RNA endonuclease activity; mRNA binding; metal ion binding. Gene Ontology annotation, biological process: 3'-UTR-mediated mRNA destabilization; nuclear-transcribed mRNA catabolic process, RNase MRP-dependent. Gene Ontology annotation, cellular component: cytoplasmic ribonucleoprotein granule; nucleus. Lineage: Eukaryota; Metazoa; Chordata; Mammalia; Diprotodontia; Vombatidae. The transcript is spliced from 6 exons. Bases 191 to 2158 code for a protein of 655 amino acids.
GCCACCGCCGCUCCGGCUUUCCGCGUCUUCGAAACCGCCGCCACCUGUCGGGACCUGCCCGCCCCCCGGUAUAAAGCCCCGGGGACGAGCCCUGCCCCCCGGAGUCGGACCCCCAUGGAGACACUGCUGGGGACAGCGCACGGCCGGAAGCUGGAAGGAACUAGGAGCUUGAGCCUUCAGGAAGAGAAGGAUGAACGUGGACCAGAGGUCCCCCGAGGUCCUUACUCCUCGAAGUGAGGGCCCUUCCCAUCAAGCCAGUCCUGCCAUGAGUCUUUCGGUUGUCCAGGAGAAUGCCUCCUUGGGACCCAACAGCCUGGGCCCCCUUCCUAGACUUCGGGGGAGCCCCCAAACCAGCCGGCCUUGCUCCCCACACAACAGAAGUGUGAUGGUGGCCCCAGAGCCAGGCCACCCAGAAGGGUUGGAUGAUACAGAGCUACAGAUGAAAGUGGACUUUUUCCGGAAACUAGGCUACUCAUCUGGGGAGAUCCAUGGGGUCCUACACAAGCUGGGACUUCAGGCUGACACCAACACUGUCCUGGGUGAGCUGGUGAAACAUGGGCCAGCCACAGAGCGGGAAGCCUCACUGGAUGGGCCCACAGAGCUGCCUCUGGUGCCCCGAGGCGGAGGGACCCCAAAGGCACCCUCCCCUUCCUCUCUGCCCCCUGAGGACAAGGAAGCCAGUAACCUGAGGCCAGUGGUCAUCGAUGGGAGCAAUGUAGCCAUGAGCCAUGGAAAUAAGGAGGUUUUCUCCUGCCGGGGCAUCUUGCUAGCUGUGAACUGGUUCCUGGAGCGCGGCCACUCAGAUAUCACAGUUUUUGUACCACUGUGGAGGAAGGAGCAGCCACGCCCCGAUGUGCCAAUCACAGAUCAGCACAUUCUUCGUGAGCUGGAGAAGAAGAAGAUCUUGGUAUUCACACCAUCCCGACGAGUGGGGGGCAAGCGGGUCGUGUGCUAUGAUGACCGAUUCAUAGUGAAGCUUGCGUUCGACUCUGAUGGCAUCAUAGUCUCCAAUGACACCUACAGGGACCUGCAGUGUGAGCGGUUGGAAUGGAAGCGGUUCAUUGAGGAGAGGCUGCUCAUGUACUCUUUUGUCAAUGAUAAGUUCAUGCCACCUGAUGACCCCCUUGGCCGACACGGGCCCAGCCUGGAUAACUUCCUUCGGAAGAAACCUCUCAUGCUUGAGCACAAGAAACAGCCUUGUCCCUAUGGAAAGAAGUGUACCUAUGGAAUCAAGUGUCGCUUCUACCACCCAGAGAGGCCAAGCCAGCCCCAACGCUCGGUGGCAGAUGAACUUCGAGCCAAUGCCCGACUCUCCCCACCCCGGGCAUCUGCCAAAGACAAGAAAUGCCGCCAGCCCUCACCCACUCCAGCCCCUGGGUCCCUGCCUGUCAAGGAUGAUCGGGAACAUUGGCUGCCAGAGAAGAAGUUCCCAGGGGCCCAACAGGCUUCCGGAGGCAAUGGGGAUGGGCAGACUAAGGCCUACGCCCAAGGCAGGAGCCUGCCAAGCAUGAGCAGUAGCUUUGGCCCAGCAGACUGGCCCCCCCCUCCCCUAGACUCCCUCUCUUAUCUUUCCCAAGACUGCCUGGAUUCAGGCAUUGGCUCCCUGGAAAGUCAAAUGUCAGACCUCUGGGGCAGCCGGGGGAGUAGCAGCCAUGGGGAGUCUGGGGAGCCUCCCAGGACUGGGGGCAGUGGCAGCAACCAACAGAGGUGCACCUUCCUAGGCCGAGGUCACCUCCUGACCUAUGGCCCCGAGCACCCCCCUGGCCCUUCAUCUCUCUCCUUCUCGGGCUACGGGCGCCCUGUGGGCACUGGGCAGUUUAGCAUCCCAGCAGAGUACCCUCCACCUCUGGGGUAUGCACCACGAGAGUAUUGGUCAGAGCCAUACCCAAUGCCCCCACCCACAGCAGCUAGGGUUCCCCCAACCCUUCGGGAUCCUCACCUACUUAAUGCUCCAGCAGCCUAUGGUGCUGAAGCAGCAACAUGGGGAGCUGGGACAGAUAGCUUCACCAAGGAGCGGGCCAGCCUGCGUGUAAAGCUCUGUGGCAUCUUCCCCCCACAUCUGGUGGAGGCUGUGAUGAGACGCUUCCCGCAGCUCCUGGACCCCCAGCAGCUGGCAGCUGAGAUCCUCAGCUACAAAUCUCAGAACCCAAGUGGGUGAGCUAUGGAGAGUUCCCAGUGCUACUCAUAGCCCUCAGGGUGUGGGCAUGGGGUGGGGGCUGCCUUGGUCUCCCACGGACCCCAGCCUAACUAUGACAGUGCCCCCAGUCUGUCCCUGGAGUUACUGGGACACUACAUGGACCAAGCUAGUUUUUAACAACUCCCAUUGUCUUGGCACAGGAACCCUGUGGGUUCCUGAGCAUCAGCCUGAGGGAGAAUCUUAUAAAAAAGGGAUCCCAGAAACCAAAGAAAUACUGUAACAAUUGAUUCUGGUCAUGGACUAAUGAAGACUCUCUUUAUCUAACCCAAGCCUCUGUCUUUCUCAUGUCUCUGUUCUGCAUGUCUCUUUUCUCCCCCUCUGACUCUCCUGUUGUUCUUUCCUCUGAUUUUCUCUUGUCUCACUCUCUUAACUCUCUUCUGUUUCUGUCCCUCUCAUCUACCUCCUCUGGGUCUCUUUCUCUCUCAUCUGACUCUCUGCUCUGGAUCUCAGUCUCUGUUCAAGACCAGAAGCGAUUGCCCUGUUGGUACACAUUGUAUCAGAGUUUAAUGAUGAGACAAUAAUGUCUGUCCUGUGGCUGAUGCCCCAAGCCCUCUUUCUUCUUGAGGACAGGAAGGAGGGGAGGAGAAGCCAGGGAGGGGAGGAGUCUGUUCCCCUCCUCAGCAUCUCCGGCUCCCUCCCUCCAGGCUCUGUCCUUAGGAUAACAGCCUCUCACUGGCUGGUUCGGCACUGUGUGCCCUCCGAGGCCCUGGCCAGGGCCCCCCAACCAUGUACGCCAAUGAUGCCUCAGGGCCGGCGAGGUUUCAUGUUAGUAGUUAAGAAAAUGGUUUUUUUAAGAAUCUCUCUCUCCUUAUAUCUGCUGUGGCUACCUUGUCUACUUUAUAGUUUCCCUCUCUUAGGUGUAUUUUUUUUCUCCUAGACCCCUGAGAACCUGGGGCAGGGACGGCAGAGACUUGUACCUCCAAUAGGACUAUAUACCCAGAGAGUAUCAGUGCUAGUCUCAGACAGGUAUCUUUUACCUUCAUUGAGGGGCAGCCCUGCCUGUCCAGGGGGUAUGGGGGAGAUGGGUGGUAUAUUUUAGAUAGGAAGUGGUUGCUUCCUGCUGUAUUACCAAUAAAAAUUUGACUUUAGAUUA